AGGGUUUUGCAACAAUUGUAUAAUGUUUUUGGUGGCUAGUGUGUAGAGUUUUGCAAAAAAUAGCCUGUAGUUUCAAAGAUAGUGCCUAAGCAAUCAGAAAAAAACUGUAAUGGCAAGAGUUGUGGAACAGGGAGGGAAAGGGAAGACACCUGUAUAAGAUCCAGGAAAAGGUGGGGGAGGACCUCGGGUCAACAGAGAAGGGAGGAAGACAUAAUCACAAGACUGAAACUGGAACACACAAGGCUCAACAGCACUUUGAAAUUAGGGAAACAAUCCGACUGGGAAGUGUGAUCAAUGCCAGGACAUGGAGACAGUGGAACACAUCCUAUUUCAGUGACAGCGAUAUGGGAGGGAACGGGACAGUUUUAUUAGUAGGAAUAAUGGCAUUGAACAGCCUAGUUUAAUUUAAUUGUUAAGAAAACCUUAAGGUGAUAUUGUAGUCAAUGAUGUAUUCCGACAGGGAGAAUUGUUAAAUUGCGUAGGAUUCAACUUCAGACCUUAUCCAUCUCUGGUCCACAGUCCAGUAGGUGGCGGUAAUGCAUCACUAAAUUUGGUUGUCGAACGCGAUUUACAAACCACUGAAGAAGUGUACACAGAACUCACCAAUAAUUUUCACUUUAGCGUUUUUUUUGUUAUUUAGACGUUUAUUAACACCCUGGAACUCGAAAUAUGACUAAUUUAACUACACAGCAUCACAUACUUACCCCAAGUAGUUUUUAAUUCGCGUUGGGGACAGGACUUGGUGGAUAGAUCUGUUAAUAGGUAACUAACGCUAGCUAGCUGCUAACAAUGGCUAACUGUAUGGUUUUUCACACUCAAAUAGCCUCCAUCAUGGAGGUUCUAGCGAAUGCAGCCGUGUCAGAGAUCUGUAAACUCGUAGACGACGACUAUGCAGUGUGUCGUUUGGAAAUAACUCAAAGCCAGAAAGAAAACAGGACAUUGCGGAGAAAACUACUAGAACUGAAGGUGGCACGGGAGCGCGCAGAGAGGACAACGCGAGAGCGCGUCCUCGGCAGUCGUCCCAGUAGCGUCAAGAUCCUCGAUCGAUACAGAGGAAUGGCAAGAGGUGAAGGACAUCUCACUGGAGGCCACAGGAACUUUGUGAAGGCAGCGGGACACAAUAUAUGGAGAGAUGACCAACCAAUCACUGUUGAUGAGGGGAGUGGAACCUCAACCCAGCACGUUAUUAUGAUAGAGGCUGCAGAUGCAGAGGCUGUAGGUCCUGGGGUCAAGCAGGAGAGGUCUGAAGGAGAAGAGGACCCACGGCAACGCAGAGACAUCCAGACUGGAGCGGCUGGAGAGCCCCCUGUAGCCACGGAGGACCUCGCCACCACCACCCAGCCCAGGACCAGAUGCAGCAUCACGGAGGAGGAGGAGGGUCCAGAGGUGCUGCUGGUGAAGGAGGAGGGGUGUGAGGAGGGUCUGGGGAACCCUGAGGGGACCAUGGUCAUGGAGGACAACCAGACUACACCUCCUCCUGAACCCACAGAGGAACCAGCUGAGCAGCACAGGACCACACAUCUUCUCACUGAGUCAGUACACAUGGAGGAUGGGAAGAUUGAUCUGCUGGUAGUCAAAGAGGAGACAAUAGAAGACGGACCAGAGAGCAUUGAUCUGCUGAGUGGACUAAAGAUGGGGGAGCAAGGUGGUUGGCUGGAGGCUGACAGAGGAGACUGGGCGGCCGUCUUGGUAUCCCAGACGGCUGCAUCCAAGGGCCCGGGGGUCGACAUCACCAAGCAGGCCAAGACCAGGGACGACAUAGUGGAGGUCAGUGGAUGGGACAGCGUCCUCAACUCUGGGCUGGUGAACAACACUGUUAACCACAACCAGAAACAGACAGUCGAACACAAAACAACAACCAAACGUAGUGUCCAUGACAACAGACUGGCUGAGACCAGGGUGAGGCGUAGAUUUGGUCUGCGGGGACGAGGAGGUGUCCCUAUGUGGCGGGAGAGAACAGACACAAACUCGGCUAGCGAUGCUCCAUCUUGCUCUUAUAGUUGUGAUUCAGAGAGACUGAUGGGGCCUCAGGUUAACCCUCUAACAGGUGCUGCCUUCAGCCUGCCUUCUAUAGGAUCUAUCAACUGGAACAUGGACCCUGCGACAACACAGACACUCCCUGACCUUCAUCCUCCUCACACUCUCCUAAUGUUAAACCAGACCUCAGACAAUGCCAGUGCCUCAACACUAAAUGGCUACACAAGCUCAUUGACAAAUGACAUUAUUGGAGAUGGAAUCUGUGGGAAAGCCUUCAGUUUCCCCAAACAGGUGGAGAUCCACCAGCGGAUUCACACGGGGGAGAAACCAUUCGGCUGCCAACUGUGCAGGGCCAGUUUCUCACAUUCAUUCAACUUAAAGAGGCACCAAAGGGUCCACACAGGGGAGAAACCCUUCAGCUGCCCCCAGUGUGAGAAAAGGUUCUCACACCAGCACCAGCUGAAGAUGCACCUGAAGGUCCACACGGGAGAGAGGCCAUUCGCCUGUACACACUGCGGGAAGAGGUUCUCAGAGAGGAGCUACCUCAGGAUACACCAGCAGAAAAUGCACACAGCCCGAGUAUAAUGACAUGUAAUGUAAUACUAGUUAGUUUGUAGUUAAUUGUGUUGGCUUUGGAUGUAGUAGGGAACUGGAUGAGCUGAGGAAAUAAGGAGUAUGAUGAGGCAGAGUAGAUGAUAUGAUGGUUGGUGUGAUGUCUGUAAAAAUGCUUCACUAAUGAAAAGUGACAACCUUGUCCUGUUGUUUAAUGCUGGAGUUUUAUAAUGAGACGAUAGUGCCUUAAUUCAGGUUUACUUGACAUGAAGUAGUGAAGCAAUGUGUGCAUUUGUACAUAUUUAGUUAUUUUUAGGUGUUUUUAAUAUGUUUUUUUUUUUUAAAUCAGGUCUUUUGUUUUUAAUAACAUCAAGUUUUUUUAUUGCAAAUGUCUGCCAUUUUUAAGCCAAGGAUUUGCAGAUUGACUGACAGUUUAACACUUUUUGGCUUUGCUAGCUUUGUUUCCAAAAUGCAUCCGGACACAGCACCAUCUUUUUUUAAAUUUCACCUGGUUGCCAAUUCCAGAUCUUUUAAGAACAUCAUUUGAGGAGUCUCCUGAAGCGUGAGAGGAAUGGGAGCUAGAGGAAUCCACUAGUGCUGAGGGCUCGUAACGAAGGACGACCGGCUACUAUUCUGAGCUGAGUGCGGUGAGCUUUCUGGCGAACAGAGCUGCUGGAGCAUCACCUAAGUGGCUGCUGCACAGAGGAGAAGUCCAGUGGCUAUAAGAGACUCAGGCUGGUUCCCAGACUUACCCUCUACAAGAUCGUCAGCAAGACUUCGUCACCAUCCUCUGUCUAGCUCCCUUCGCUCAAGCCAUGAACUGACCCUCUCCGUCUUCGGAGGAUGCCGCUUUCAACGACUUGGCCCACUAUUGGUUGACCCGUCAUGAUAUAUUGCUUGUUUUUUGUCUUCUUUUAGCUCUUGAAGCGCGUUGAGAUUCUAUGAAAAGCGCUAUAGAAAUGUAAUGUUGAACCUUUUCCAAAUGAUUCUAAAAUUAAUUUCAGCAAAGCGAGUGUACCAGAUUUACAGAAAAGUAAACAGUGGGAAGUUAUGCUACUUGUCACAUGUAUUGUUUUGUGCAAUAAAAGUACUGUAAUUCACA
Oncorhynchus nerka (sockeye salmon) is the source of this 3631-nucleotide messenger RNA. RefSeq lists its product as uncharacterized. The record is from RefSeq and is a predicted model, not a curated record. Gene Ontology annotation, cellular component: nucleus. Gene Ontology annotation, biological process: regulation of gene expression. NCBI's taxonomy places the organism in Eukaryota, Metazoa, Chordata, Actinopteri, Salmoniformes, Salmonidae. The transcript has 6 exons. The coding region runs from base 790 to 2562 and encodes 590 amino acids.